Messenger RNA from Pichia kudriavzevii, 1020 nucleotides. RefSeq lists its product as uncharacterized. Bases 1 to 1020 code for a protein of 339 amino acids. The record is from RefSeq and is a predicted model, not a curated record. Gene Ontology annotation, cellular component: ribonuclease MRP complex. Gene Ontology annotation, biological process: nuclear-transcribed mRNA catabolic process, RNase MRP-dependent; maturation of 5.8S rRNA from tricistronic rRNA transcript (SSU-rRNA, 5.8S rRNA, LSU-rRNA). Gene Ontology annotation, molecular function: rRNA primary transcript binding. The transcript has a single exon. NCBI's taxonomy places the organism in Eukaryota, Fungi, Ascomycota, Pichiomycetes, Pichiales, Pichiaceae.
AUGUUAUUUUAUUUUAUUUUUUCAUUCGUAGUCCAUCUACAUUACUCUUUUUUCAAAUUUGGAAAUUUAUACAAAGCCAAAACGGAGUUGGUCACUUUACUUGCUCUAUUCCAACAAACAAUGUCUGGAUUACUUGAUUCUUUUACGAGGAUCCGUCCCGUCGAUAUCCCUCUUCCCUACGACGAGUCUUUGUAUCUCUCUCUUUUGGACGAAUUCCAGAUAAUCCAUUUGGUUUAUCACCGAAAUUUAAAUCAACAUCACGUAGCUAAAUGGUGGUCCGAUCUAGAUAUAUUGAGAAGACAUUUAAGGAAAGUUCUACUGCUGAUCCAUGAUAUCGAUGAAAUACGAACUUUACGUAGAUUGACGGGCGUACAAUGGAAUGACGGGAAAAAAACUUUUGUUAAAGUGUUUGAAGUACCCAAAAUGACCGAGAGGUCUACCUUCAAAGGUAAAAAGUCUACAAAGAGAGAACUCAAGCUGAAAAAGCAUAACCAGUUGGAUGAUGUGAAGGCCGUCGAAUUAAUCAAUGGAAAACUGAAAUUACUGUUCAAAGAAGUUCGUUAUCUGAAUAAAAAAUGUAUACAAAGGUGCUAUUGGUCGUUUAUGGGUGUCAUUGAGCUUGGUCAGUUUGUUAAUAUUGGGUUUACCGUUGUGGGGGCUCUUGCCAAAGUUUUUUCAUUGUUGAAACAGUUUGACGAUACUGGUCUGAACAAACCAAUCACGGAAAUGGAACGCGUGGAAGAAAUGGAGGUUAAUAAUAAAAAGGAGGUUGAAGAAGGUAAGAAAGAUAUUGAAAGUGGUAGGGGUUUCGAUAUCGGGGAACCUAUUGAUAUUGAGGGUCCUGCUCCUAUUGCACAACCUAUCGAUAGCGAACGACCUUCUACGAUUGAAUCCGUAACCGGGCAGAGUUCUAAGAAAAAGAAGAAGUCAAGUGCCAUCGAAGAUAUAUUUGGAGGUACCACAAAGAAGAAGAAGAAGAAAAAAUCAAAGAAUACAAUGGACGAUAUAUUCGGGUUUUAA